This is a messenger RNA of Blastomyces dermatitidis ER-3, 757 nucleotides long. RefSeq lists its product as uncharacterized. Lineage: Eukaryota; Fungi; Ascomycota; Eurotiomycetes; Onygenales; Ajellomycetaceae. The transcript has 4 exons. The record is from RefSeq and is a predicted model, not a curated record. The annotation marks the transcript as partial.
CUUGUCACUAGUGUUUCACAAUCAUGUGGCCUAUCCCUGAUUCGGCUAGUGUCCCGCGUACACCCUCACAAAGAAACUUCCACUAUAUUACAUCACUCAUUCACUAACUUUUCUCAUUCUUCAAUUAUCAUCUUCAUCAUCAUUAUCAUUGAACAUCACUAUCUCAUUCAAGAUUCCUACUCCUUCUUCUGUUCAACUCUUUUCAUCUGUUCAUCUAUCACAUCAUAUGUGUUCCUGACAAUGACCCCCUGUUCUCACAACAAGUGUCAUUGUAGUACUCAUACCAGGCAGUUUGUUAGCAAAUCUUCAUAUGUUGACAGAUCUGUGUCUGCUGAUGAUAGUGAACCCAGUGUUGAAUCAUUGAUUAAGAACUUGAAGAAUGUGAUAAUGAAGGAAUUGUCUGUGUCAUGUGUGACUGAGUCUUCAGUGUCCUUCUCUGUCUCUUCUGCUGCUUCUUUUCCUGCUGCUCCCUCUCAAUCUUCUACACUUGUCCCUGUGUCUGGUUCCCCUGCUCCUGCUACUUCUGUUCCCGCGACCUCUACUUCUGCUACUCCUGGUUUUAUUGUCUCUGCCUUUCUUAUCAGCUCUCCCUGUUUCAAGGAGAUGUUGUGUAGGCUCAGUGAACCAUGUUUCUCAAGAAUCAUCUCUCUCUUCAACAGUGUUAAAAUUAUAAAUAUCUGUGUUUUUGAGAAUGAGAAUGCGGAUGUUGUACUCUUUUACAUCUGUGAGUGUGAGACUCAUACAUCUUAUCUGAGAU